UGAUGAUUCACUCUAAUUCAAACCCACCUCUCCUCAACCAUCUUGGACAACUUCUGAGCCUAAGCCACCACCCACUUGAAACAACAAUAUGUAAUGGUGAUGGAGGAGUAGUCAUCAAUCAAGAAUGCCAACUUCCAUUGAUAGACCUCAGUGGCCUAAACAGCCCAGAUGAAAAGGACAAGCUAGCUUGCACUGCAGCCAUUUCUCGAGCGUCGUCCCAAUGGGGAUUCUUUCAAGUCAUAAACCAUGGCAUAAGCCCUGAAUUGCUUAAGAAGAUGAGGAAAGAACAGAAGUUGUUGUUUGAAACAUCUUUUGAAAACAAAGCAACUUGUGGUCUUCUCAAUAAUUCUUACAGGUGGGGGAAUCCAACAGCUACUACUCCAAAACAAUUCUCAUGGUCUGAAGCUUUUCACAUUCCUCUCACUAGAAUUUCUGAUGAAUCAUGCUAUGGAGACUUCACAUCUCUAAGGAUAGUGAUGACAGAAUUUGCAGCGGCAAUGUCAAAGUUGGCGAGGUUACUUGCAAGAAUUCUAGCAGAAAAUUUAAGCCAGAAAAGGGGAGAAAUAGAUGAGAUUUGUGAUGAAAGGAGUUGCUUUCUAAGGUUGAAUCAUUACCCAGCUUGUCCAGUAUCUCCAGAGAUAUUUGGAUUAGUGCCUCAUACAGACAGUGAUUUUCUUACAAUUCUUUACCAAGAUGAAGUUGGUGGACUUCAACUCAUGAAGGAUUCCAAAUGGGUGGCUGUAAAUCCUAUUCAAGAUGCUCUUAUUGUCAACAUUGGUGAUCUUUUCCAGGCAUGGAGCAAUGAUGUCUAUAAGAGCGUGGAGCACAAGGUGAUGGCAAAUGGGAAGAUGGAGAGAUACUCAAUUGCUUACUUCUUAUGCCCUUCUUAUGAGACUUUAAUUGGAAGUUGCAGACAGCCUUCUGUGUAUAGAAAUUUUACUUUUGGAGAAUUCAGGAAACAAGUUCAAGAAGACGUUAAGAAAAUUGGGCACAAAGUAGGCCUUCCAAGAUUUUUGCAAACAGAAUGAAGAAGAACAAUACAUGUUUUGAACAAAAUCCAAGAUCAAGACUAUGCCGAUUGGCAUCAUCCAUCAAACUGUAAACACCAUUUGUAAUUUACACACCUAAACAGCUCAGAAAAUACUAUUAUUAUUUUUGUAUUUAUGCCAUUUGUUUUUUUGUUGAG
Pistacia vera is the source of this 1186-nucleotide messenger RNA. RefSeq names its product gibberellin 2-beta-dioxygenase 6-like. The coding region runs from base 3 to 1028 and encodes 341 amino acids. Gene Ontology annotation, molecular function: dioxygenase activity. The record is from RefSeq and is a predicted model, not a curated record. The transcript is spliced from 3 exons. NCBI's taxonomy places the organism in Eukaryota, Viridiplantae, Streptophyta, Magnoliopsida, Sapindales, Anacardiaceae.